Ascoidea rubescens DSM 1968 is the source of this 2990-nucleotide messenger RNA. RefSeq lists its product as uncharacterized. Gene Ontology annotation, biological process: positive regulation of transcription by RNA polymerase II; negative regulation of transcription by RNA polymerase II. Lineage: Eukaryota; Fungi; Ascomycota; Saccharomycetes; Ascoideales; Ascoideaceae. The record is from RefSeq and is a predicted model, not a curated record. The coding region runs from base 413 to 2989 and encodes 858 amino acids. Gene Ontology annotation, molecular function: zinc ion binding; DNA-binding transcription factor activity, RNA polymerase II-specific; RNA polymerase II cis-regulatory region sequence-specific DNA binding. The transcript has a single exon.
GUAUUUGAAAAUUAUUAACUUUCCAUGAAAUUAGAUGGAGCAAAAUUUUUUGUUAAUGAGUUAAAUAUCCAGCAUCCUCUUGCUCCAUUGUCCACCAAUCCCUCAUAUAUAUAUAUAUAAUUCAUUCAAUCCUUUCUUUUUCUUGCUGGCCUUCAACUCUCUUUCGUCUCAACUCCUAGCCCUGCUAUUUCUUCCUUUCUUUCUUUCAUCCCCAAUCUCUGCUCCAACGUUCAACUUACCCCAAGGUUGUAUCCUUAUCCUUAUCCUUAUCCUUAUCCUUAUCCUUAUCCUCAUCCUCAUCCUCACCCUUAUAUAUUCUUGUUCUCGUUCUCAAAUCCCUAGCCUUAUCACCUCAAACCAUAUCUUACACAUUUCUCCAACUUUAAUGAUUUCGCCAAAUGACCAAUCCAUAAUGUCUACGCAUUUCAACUCGCAAAAUCCCAACAGCAGCUCUUCUGCAAACAAUUCUCCCAUCAGAUUCGCCUCAAAUAACGCUUUCCUGAUCGAUCUAGAUCUAGACCUAGACCUAGACAAUAACAUCCCUGAUCUCCCUAAUACCACCAUCGAUAACACCAACACUAUCUUCACCACCAACAACCUCAUGGACUUUCCUCUGGACUCCCCUAUUGACAGUUCAUCUAUCUGGGACGUUUAUUUCAAUGCCAAAGAACUACUAAACUACAAACCAAGGGUUGAAAACAGAUCUCUAAGAAAAUCUUUCAAAUCUCACAUCAACACCUUUAGCACCAAUAACAGUAUACAAAAUAACAAUAAUAAUCCCACUCUUAACACAAACACUAACAACAUCAUCAAGAAUCCAAAAAACACAUCAACCUUGUCUCUAUCUCUAUCCACCUCCUUGAACUCUCAGGAUAGCCUCUUAUCUUCUGUAUCUCCCUCCUCAAUCUCUUCAAACACCAUACAAAACAAUUUCCAAACAAAUUUCCAAACAAAUUUCCAAACAAAUUUUGAUAACUAUAUCUAUAACGCCGAUAAUAACACUAGCGCUGACACCACAACAAAUAAUAAUAAUAAUAAUAAUAAUAACAACAACAACAACAACAAAAACGACGACGACGACAACAACAGCAACAAUAUUAACAUUAACGAUAACGAUAACGAUAAAUUAAAUCAAGCUCUUGAUUUUGACAAAGAUGAUUUCUUAUCCCUAUACAACAUUCUCAAAUCAGUUCCCUCAAUCUCUUCUCUAAUUCCAAACUCCCACUCCAACUCAAAUCCUCAUUCUCACUCAAAUUCAAAUUCUAAUUCUAACUCUCAUUCCAAUUCAACCUCCACUUCCACUUCAAACCCUCAAUCCUCAAGCAAAUUGAUCAAAUCUUCCACCUCUUCCACCUCCUUUCUAAACACCCCAUCCUCAAAUUCUUCCUCAAACUCCUCUUCCCCUGCUGCCUCAACAACCUCCACUUCAAACCAAAACAAAAAGAAACAAAUCACUGAAUGUUCAAAUUGCCACACCACAAAAACUCCUCUAUGGAGAAGAGACUCGAAUGGCAACACUCUCUGCAAUGCUUGUGGCUUAUUCCAAAAACUACAUGGAACAAUGAGACCCUUAUCUCUUAAAACUGAUAUCAUUAAAAAGAGAAACUCAAAGAGAACCCUACUAAACAAUCAAAACCUAUCAAACAAAAACCUACUAAACUCAAAAAAAUUCUCCUUUCAACAAAAUUACUACUCUUCUCCAAAUGACUACAACAACUACAACAAUUAUAACAACUAUAACAAUCUAAAUGCUCUCAAUUCUAUGAAUAACAUGAACAACAUGAACUCAAUCAAUUCCAUAAACUCUAUCAACAACAUGAACAGUAUGAAUUCAAUGAACAACAUGAAUAUCAACCCUCUAAAUAACUUUUCAAAUCAAAAUAACCAAAACAACUUCUUCAAUCAAACAAACGAUUUCAAUAACAAUUAUAACGAUUUAAAUAGUAUAAAUUUCCCCUAUAAUAAUAACAUUUUCCCAAAUAAAUCUAAAAAUGUUCCAAUUUUACCAAAACCUCUUUCGGCUAAUAAUCUAGCAAAUUUAAAUAAUAAUAAUAAUAAUAGUAAUAAUAAUAAUAACAAUAAUAAUAAUAACAAUAAUAAUAAUAAUAACAAUAACAAUAUUGAAUUUGCAAACAAAAGAAAAAGAAACAGCCUUGUUUUAAACCAAAUCAAUAAAUCAAACUCUUGUUACCAAUUCAAUAACUACCAAAAUCAACACCAUUACCACUCUCAAAGCCAGAGCUUCAAUUCUAAAAACCUAAACCAAAACCAAACUUCUGUUGGUUCCGCUCCUUCCAAUUCAAUAGCUAUCAACAACAACCCUGCUUACAUUGCUUCCCCUUCUUUUUUUCCUUCUCAUUCCCAUUCUCAAUCUCAUUCAAACCAAAAUUUUUAUCCAAACUCUUUACCUUCUAAUUUCACAAUUCAAAAUCAAAGCCAAAGCCAGAACCAAAGUCAGAAUCAAAUGAAUAAAAUCAAUAUGGCUACCGUUAAUAGUGUAGACAGUAAUAUGAAUAAUUUCAAUUAUAAUAGUAAUUCAGAUAUAAACAGAAUGAAUAAUAGUAUAGGCAACAUGAGCGAAUCAAAUAUGAAUUUCAAUAGCAAUAAUAAUAAUAGUAAUAGCAAUAAUAAUAAUAAUAAUAAUAAUAAUGAUACUAAAGAUAAUAAUAAUAGUGGCAAUAAUAAUAUUCAAAUGGGCAUUAACCAAUUCCAAUUUCAAAACAGAAAUUCAAAUCAUAAUUUUAAUUCCGAUAAUAAUAUGCAUGCAUCAAUGAACAUGAAUAAUAUGAAUAAUAAUCUUAACAUGAACUAUAAUAAUAAUAACAACAAUGAUAAUUACAAUUCAAAUCAGUCAAAUAUGAAUUUUCAAAGCAAUCAAAACUCUAAUGUUAGUAGUAGAGAUGAUAAUGAAAAUAACAAUAGCCAAAAUAAAAGCGGAUCGAGAGCGUUUAAUGUUAAGGAUUUUGAUUGGCUACAAUUUGAAAUAUGAC